UAGGUUGUUUCUACUAAGUACGUCCUUUCUUUCUAAGAAUUUCUUGGUUGAUAUUGGACGGCUGCCCGGCUGGAGCUCACAUGUUUGUGCCCAGGUUCUGCCCCCCCCCCCCCCCCCCCCCCGCGGGACUGCAGAAACCCAGCGAGUCGAGUGGACUGACGGUGGCGACAGACAAGGUUGCGGAAAAGCUGAGUUCUACUCUCUCAUGGGUGAAGAACACAGUAUCAUACACAGUCAAUCAGAUGGCCAGUCAGGUGGCAAGUCCAUCUACUUCAUUACACACUACAUCCUCAUCUACCACAUUAUCAACGCCAGCCCUUUCACCAUCUUCCCCGUCACAGCUGAGUCCAGACGACUUAGAACUCCUGGCUAAACUGGAGGAACAAAAUAGAUUGUUAGAGACGGAUAGUAAGUCUUUGAAAUCUGUAAAUGGGUCAAGAAGAAACAGUGGCUCCUCCCUUAUAUCAAGUUCAUCAGCCUCUAGCAACCUCAGUCACCUUGAAGAAGAUUCUUGGAUACUUUGGGGAAGACUUGUUAAUGAAUGGGAAGAUGUGCACAAAAAGAAGGAAAAACACAUUAAGGAACUUGUUCGUAAAGGGAUACCUCACCAUUUUAGAGCAAUAGUUUGGCAACUUUUAUGCAGUGCACAGAGUAUGCCAAUCAAGGAUCAAUAUGCAGAACUCCUGAAAAUGACUUCACCUUGUGAAAAAUUGAUCCGAAGGGACAUUGCUAGAACUUAUCCCGAACACAAUUUUUUUAAGGAAAAAGAUAGCUUUGGACAGGAGGUUUUAUUUAAUGUAAUGAAGGCAUAUUCUUUAGUGGAUCGUGAGGUUGGUUACUGUCAAGGAAGUGCUUUUAUAGUUGGACUGCUGCUUAUGCAGAUGCCAGAAGAAGAAGCCUUCUGUGUAUUUGUUAAAUUAAUGCAAGAUUAUAGACUUCGUGAACUUUUUAAACCAAGUAUGGCAGAAUUGGGCCUUUGUAUGUACCAGUUUGAAUGCAUGAUUCAGGAACAUCUUCCAGAGCUCUUUGUACAUUUUCAGUCUCAGAGUUUUCAUACCUCAAUGUAUGCAUCAUCCUGGUUUCUGACUAUCUUUCUUACGACUUUUCCACUACCAAUUGCAACAAGGAUAUUUGAUAUCUUUAUGUCUGAGGGUUUAGAGAUAGUGUUUCGAGUAGGAUUAGCACUUCUUCAAAUGAAUCAGACAGAACUGAUGCAACUCGACAUGGAAGGGAUGUUACAACACUUUCAGAAGGUCAUUCCACAUCAGUUUGAUGGAGGUCCAGACAAAUUAAUUCAGGCAGCUUACCAAGUCAAGUAUAACUCAAAAAAAAUGAAAAAGCUUGAAAAGGAAUACACUACAAUAAAAACUAAAGAAAUGGAAGAGCAAGUUGAAAUUAAAAGGUUACGCACAGAAAAUAGGCUUUUAAAACAACGCAUUGAAACAUUAGAAAAAGAAAGUGCUUCCUUGGCAGAUAGAUUGAUACAGGGACAAGUGACAAGAGCCCAGGAGGCUGAGGAAAACUACCUCGUAAAACGGGAACUGGCCACCAUCAAACAGCAGAGUGAUGAGGCCAGUGCUAAGCUGGAGCAGGCUGAAAAUACCAUCAGGAAGCUCCAGCACCAGCCGCAAUGGCAUAAAUGCAGUUCCAGCUACAGUGAAGAUUUUGUGCUACAGCUAGAGAAGGAAUUGGUUCAGGCCCGUCUGAGGGAAGCCGAGGCUCAGUGUGCACUAAAGGAGAUGCAGGAUAAAGUCCUGGAUAUGGAGAAGAGAAACAACUCCUUUCCUGAUGAGAAUAACAUUGCAAGGCUUCAGGAAGAACUCAUUGCUGUGAAACUGAGAGAAGCAGAAGCUAUUAUGGGUUUGAAAGAACUUAGACAACAAGUCAGAGAUUUAGAGGAACACUGGCAGCGCCACUUAGCUCGUACUACUGGGAGAUGGAAAGACUCACCUAAGAAAAAUACUGUGAAUGAGUUACAAGAUGAAUUGAUGACCAUUCGACUUAGAGAAGCAGAAACACAGGCAGAAAUAAGAGAAAUAAAACAAAGGAUGAUGGAAAUGGAAACACAGAACCAGAUCAAUAGUAACCAUCUUCGAAGAGCAGAACAAGAGGUGGUCAGUCUACAGGAGAAGGUGCAGUAUCUUUCUGCGCAGAACAAAGGACUGCUUACUCAAUUAAGUGAAGCAAAACGCAAACAAGCAGAGAUUGAAUGCAAGAACAAGGAAGAAGUGAUGGCCGUGAGACUGCGGGAAGCAGAUAGCAUAGCUGCUGUGGCUGAACUGCAGCAGCACAUCGCUGAGCUUGAAAUCCAGAAAGAAGAAGGAAAGCUUCAAGGACAGCUUAACAAGUCUGAUUCUAACCAGUAUAUUAGGGAACUGAAAGAUCAGAUAGCAGAGCUGAAUCAUGAGCUCAGAUGCCUCAAAGGCCAGAGGGGCUUCUUGGGCCAACCCCCUUUUGAUGGAAUCCACAUUGUCAACCACUUAAUAGGAGAUGAUGACUCAUCCCAUUCCUCUGAUGAAGAUCUCAUAGAGAAUUCCUUGCAGGAGAGUGGCAUUGGUUUUCCUUUGCACAGAAAGUCUGGCGCGAUGUCUUUAGACCCCACUGUGGCAGAUGGUAGUGAAAGCGAAACAGAAGACAGUGUGAUGGAGACCAGAGAGGGCAAUCAAGUGGAUCAAAAGGAACAGCCCCCAAGAAAGAGAGAAUCGUACUCAACCACUGUCUGACCAUCACUGUGAACUAGACUGGAUUUUUUUAAAGGAUCAGUUAUAUGAUUAAGGGUUUUUGGGGACAUAUCUGUUUCAUAUGUACAUAUAUAUAUUUUUCAAUCUUAUCUGCCUUUUGAUCUUUGCCAAACCGUCACCACUGACUGACCAUUGCCAUAAAGUAGACUGGACUAUGGUUAAUGUGAAAAAUAAGGUUCUAGCAGUAUUACUGAAUCUUAAUGUUUCUUGUGUAGAAAAUGUAAUUAUAUCUAUAUGUGGAAACCAUUUUGAAGUUCUGAACUAUGGGAAAUUUAAUUUUCUUCAGACAAAACUGCUCUUGUGCAAUAUUUUAUGCUUAGUAAACAAAUUGUAUAUUUAUGUUUAUCAAUUUGUUUUCAGGGCAGCUGUCUACAAACAUUUGACCAAGACACACAUCAGAUUUAUCUUAUGCUUUGUGUUUGAGGGAAUUUUCCCCCCAAUUGAAAUUACUGCUUUAUUAGUAGACCACCGAAAGUUCCCAAACACAGUGUCUUUUUCCCAUAUAAUGUUUUACAUACAAAUUAAGGUUAACUGUCUUGAGAGUUUUAAGUUCCGUUUGAAUUUCUAAUUUUUAUGUGCAUAUCAUAUGAUACUUCCAUAUAUUGCUUAUUAUCCAGCGCAGUAAGUUAACUACAAAUAUAUUGUUUUUUGUACAUAAUUUAUAAAUCUGCAUCACCCAACAUUGAACAUCAUUUUAUAUGGAGAAUGUACAUGUUGCAAAGUGACUACCUUCAGCAUUCUAACAGGACUUCUGUAAAUACAAAGUUAAAAGGAAAUUGAAAAUAAAACCAAACACUAAUAUUUUAA
Myotis brandtii (Brandt's bat) is the source of this 3548-nucleotide messenger RNA. It is a transcript of the gene EVI5, whose product is annotated as ecotropic viral integration site 5. Lineage: Eukaryota; Metazoa; Chordata; Mammalia; Chiroptera; Vespertilionidae. The coding region runs from base 81 to 2723 and encodes 880 amino acids. The record is from RefSeq and is a predicted model, not a curated record. The transcript is spliced from 20 exons.